Messenger RNA from Vombatus ursinus (common wombat), 2475 nucleotides. RefSeq names its product tripartite motif containing 35 (gene TRIM35). The transcript is spliced from 6 exons. Gene Ontology annotation, molecular function: zinc ion binding; protein binding. NCBI's taxonomy places the organism in Eukaryota, Metazoa, Chordata, Mammalia, Diprotodontia, Vombatidae. The record is from RefSeq and is a predicted model, not a curated record. Bases 6 to 1472 code for a protein of 488 amino acids. Gene Ontology annotation, biological process: innate immune response; positive regulation of apoptotic process.
GCGGCAUGGAGCCGGGGGCCGGCGGCUCGGUGGGGCCGUCGCCUUCGUUCAAGGAGGAGCUGCUCUGCGCCAUCUGCUAUGACCCGUUCCGCGACGCGGUGACUCUCCGCUGCGGCCACAACUUCUGCCGGGCUUGCGUGGGCCGCUGCUGGGAACUGCAGGACGCGCCCGCCUGCCCUGUGUGCAAGGAGCGGGCGUCCCCGGCUGGGCUGCGCACCAACCACACGCUCAACAACCUGGUGGAGAAGCUGCUGCGCGAGGAGGCCUGCCCGGCCCGCCCGCGGGGGCCCCGCUUCUGCCGCCUGCACCACGGCCAGCUCAGCCUCUUCUGCCUGGACGACAAGGAGCUGCUGUGCGGCUCGUGCCAGGGCGACCCGCGGCACCAGGGCCACCGCGUGCAGCCAGUGCAGAGCACGGCCCGCGACUACCGGGCAAAGUGCAGGAACAUGGAGCAUUGUCUUCGGGAGAAGGCCAAAGCUUUCCGAGCCAUGAGGCGUUCUUACGAGGCCAUUGUCAAGCAUAAUCAGGUGGAAGCUGCCUGGCUUCAGGGCAGGAUCCGGCAGGAAUUUGAGAAACUCCGAGAGUUCUUGAGAGUAGAAGAGCGCGCGGCCCUGGAUGCAGUGACUGAGGAGGCGGGGCAGAAACUGAGGCAGGUAGAAGAAAAAAUGAAACAGUUGGCAGAAGAGACGGAGGCCUUGGCUCAUGAGAUCGGGAGGCUACAGAUGGAGAUGAAGGAAGAUGACAUCUCCUUUCUCAUGAAACACAAGAGCCGUAAACGCAGGCUUUCCUGCACGACUGAGCCAGAGCCUGUCCAACCAGGAAUGCUUAUCGAUGUCAGCAAGUACCUGGACUCCCUGCAGUACCGUGUCUGGAAGAAGAUGCUGAGCAGUAUUGAAGCUGUGCCCUUCAGCUUUGACCCCAACACAGCAGCCGGCUGGCUCUCCGUCUCUGACGACCUCACCAGGGUCACCAACCAUGGCUAUCGGGUCCAAGUGGAGAACCCUGAGCGCUUCUCAUCCUCUCCCUGCCUGCUGGGCUCCCGGGCCUUCUCCCAUGGCUCCCACACCUGGGAGGUGGAUCUGGGUGGGCUCCAUAACUGGCGGGUGGGUGUAGCUCGGACUCGUCGAGAGUCUGGUGGGGACGGGCACUCGCACAGCUGCUACCACGAUGCCCGCUCAGGCUUCUGGUACAUCUGCCGCACCCGAGGAGUGGACGGGGAUCACUGUGUGGCGUCCGAUCCUUCGGCUUCGCCCCUGGGCCUUGUGCUGCCUCAGCGCCUGCGUGUGGAGCUGGAGUGUGAGGAGGGGGAGCUCUCCUUUUACGAUGCUGAGCGGCAGUCCCACCUCUACACCUUCCAUGGCCGCUUUGGGGAGGUGCGGCCCUAUUUCUACAUAGGGGGUACGCGGGCAGACACUCCCCCUGAGCCUCUGCGCCUCUGUCCACUCCAUAUCCAGGUCAAGGAAGAACUCUAAGGCCGAGGGCCUUGGAGUUAAAUCUUUCCCUUCUCUAAUUCAAUACCCUUCCUUCCCACCUUCCCCAUUGCACUUUCCCUAGUAUUCCUGUUCAUUCUCUACCUCUCUUCUACCUGCCCCUAUCUUCUCCCCAGAACACUGGUUUUUAAGUCCCAGAGCCUGUGUUCAAAUCCCAGCCCUACCACUUACUACCCGUGUGACCUUAGGAAAGGUCACUUCUCUUCUACUGGUCUUAGUUCCAUCAUUUUUUAUUUUAUUUUAUUUUUAUUUUAUUUUUUAGAGACUAAGUCUCCCUAUCUCACCCAAGCCAGAGGUGCAGUAGCCACACUAAAGCGCAACACGAAUGCUUUAACCUGCCCCAUUUUUCUGACCUGGGUCAGUUUGCCCUUCCUUAAGCAGCCUGGUUUCUCCCUUUCAUUCUCAGGGCUCCCCCUAUUGAUGUUAGACUUAGCAUAGCCACCCAUCUGCUUUUGCCCCACUGCAGCCCAGAACCCCCAUACUCCAGCAACCCACCAGCCUCAGCCUUCCCCAGUAGCAGGGAUUCCAGGUGUGAGCCGCCACUCAGCAGCCCCCUCAUCCAUAGAUGACUUUCAAGGUCCUUUCCAACCUCAAGAGAGUCUGUGAUGCUGGGAUCCCUUCGCAGUUUGGUCACCAGAUUUCCCAACUUGCUCUGUGAGUGAUAAGGUCAUAGAAUCUAGAGCCCCAGAGACCAUCCAGUCCAACUCCAUCAUCCUACAGAGGGAGGUGAAGUAACUUACCCAGCGUCACUCAGGUAGUAUUUGGCAGAACUGAGAGCUGAGCCUAGGUCCAGAUAGACUAUGAGAGGUUAAAGGGCAGGAAAGCAGCUAAGUUCAGAAGAAGCCUGAGUGCCUGGCCUUUGCUGGGCUGCUGCUGACUCUGCACUUUAAAGGGUCUCGCAUGUUUUUCCUCUCUGGUCCUUUUUUUUUUAAUUAAAUUUUAUUUUAUUUUCACAAAGAUUUGCCUUCACUCCCUCCCCUCUUUC